Messenger RNA from Bactrocera latifrons, 4560 nucleotides. It is a transcript of the gene stau, whose product is annotated as maternal effect protein staufen. The record is from RefSeq and is a predicted model, not a curated record. Bases 705 to 4394 code for a protein of 1229 amino acids. NCBI's taxonomy places the organism in Eukaryota, Metazoa, Arthropoda, Insecta, Diptera, Tephritidae. The transcript is spliced from 8 exons.
GUUCCAUCGCAGCCGCACAAAAUAUGGCCGCACGUUAAUUACAAUUUAAGUAAAUUGCGAUAAUAUAAGCAAAUCAAUAAAAUUACUAAUACGAAACAGCUUAGUGAAAGUUGUGUGUACAAAAUAAUAAUAGAGUUCAACAAUUAAAUUUAAGUAUAAUUAGUUCAUAAUUGAAAAACGGUAAAGUGAAAAGUCUGGUCGGCACAGCAAAGAGAAUUGUGAAAAGUUCAUCAUAGAAACAAAAAAACAAGAACUGAAAAUCCAAGGUAAAAGAAGGGCGAAAUUCAGUUCACAUAUAAAGAAAGUGCAAAUUCGUGAUCAAUAAAAGAGCAAAAUCAAUUUGAAAAUAUGCAGUGAAGUAGAUGAGGUGCAAAUUUGUAAAACAAAACGUAUCGAAAAUAAAAAAGAACGAGAGAAUAAUCAUUUUGCUGCUUUUUCCAUACAACGUCACCGAAAAGCUAGCAAAGGAAAAAAGUGCCGUCCGACUGCAGAAGCAACAACUAUCUUGGCGGGCUACGAUUAAAAGCGGCAAAAGGAUUGCGAAAGGCCGACGUCUUCUCUGCUGAAUAAACAACACUGCAACGACGAAAACAAUUUUCCCUGUCAUAGCGUGCCAGCAGUACCAGCUGUUAGUCAUUAACUUAGGAGGUAUACGAAUAUAAAGAGUUAUUUGACGCAGUUGYACAUAUCUCUAAAUCAGCAACAUGCAGCAUCAUGCACAUGUGGCACGUGCAGCACCUCCCCACUUGCGUGCCCACCAUAUGGCUGUGCCACCGCCGCAUACCCAAUCACAGACACAUAUACCGCAAAUGAAUUUGGCACAUGUGCCACCGCCGCCACCACCCGGACAACAACAACAGCAACAGCAGACGAGUCAGCAAAAGCAGUCACAACAUCUUAGUAAUGGCCCUACAACGGCUGGUGCUGCUGYAGUGAUCUCAGGCUCGUCCAUCGCCGUGGCGUCACAUGUGCGCGAUCAUCAUACAGCACGUUUGAAUCAGCAACCAUUGCAACAACAACCACAUCAGCAUCCCUCAUCUAUGCACACCAGCACACAGCUGCAAAAGCUGCGACAACAACAUCAGCAUAUAAACAACAAUAAUAAUAAUAAUAGUACAAACAAAAACAACUAUCAUCAUCAUCAAGCGCAGCAGCAAUACAACAACAGCACCAGCAAUACACACGGCAAUGUGCUGCCGGUACAAGCAGCAACACAACAACAACAACCRAAGCAAAGCUCACAGGUGUCACAUCAUACGUCGCGGCAUCACCAGCAGCCGCAACAGCAUCAGCUGCAUCAUCAACAACAACCACAACAACAAGUAACGCAACAGCUGCAACAUAAGCAUAUAGUGGCUCCAAUGCCACCACAGCAGUCGCACGGCCACGUAAAGAACCAACAGUCGUUGCAACAAAUACAACCACAACAACAACAAGCGGUGCCAACCACAACAAAUCUGGUUAUUGCAAAGAAUGUCAUCAAUACGCAUGUGCCACCACCGUCGCUGCCACAGACACAACAUCUGCAACAACCACCACCUACGUCUUUGAAUUACUACAACAAUAAUGUGCAUAAAUCUAACUACAACAACAAUAAUAGCGUUGUGGCGGUCAGUGGUGGUGCCGCUAGCGGUAUUAGCAGUGCCAUGCCCCCAAAAACCAUAUUGCAGAAUCCAAAUCGCGUGCUAAAAGCGCGCUUGCAUGCCAGCUCGACUACAAAUAAUAUUGACGUGAGUACUGUGAGUCCGUCGGUGGGUGUAGAUGAAACCAAUAAAGCUGCUAAGAGCGUUGGCAACAUUGUUAACAGCAGCGSCAACAAAGUUGUUAGCUCCACAGAGACACAUUUAAGUGAGGUCGUUGCUAAUAACAUGACCACACCGACAGCCGAGAGCACUACGAGGCAUGAGAGUUUACAAAUCGUGCAAAGCUCUAACCAAGCAGAGGCUGCYUCCAUCGAGUCUAAUAAGGAAAAUAUGACUAGUACAGCACAAAGCGCUAAUUCCAGCAUUGAAGUUAGCAGCAGCACGCUUAACAACAACAACAUAUUGUCCAAUGAAGACAACACAGUGGCGAAAAAUUCCAAAGAAAAGACACCGAUGUGCUUGGUCAACGAAUUGGCGCGUUACAAUAAAAUCACACAUCAGUAUCGUUUAACUAGCGAGAAGGGACCAGCGCAUUGUAAGCGUUUCACGGUCACGCUGAAACUGGGUGAGGAGGAGUAUUCAGCUGAGGGUUUCAAAAUAAAGAAAGCUCAACACUUGGCAGCUGCUGAGGCUAUCGAAAAGACUAAAUACAAACAUCCCGUGCCGAAAGUGAUACGGCGCGGCGCGGAUAGUGAGGGGAGUUCAUCGCGUGCCAACAUCACACCUACAGUGGAGUUGAAUGCGCUCGCUAUGAAAUUGGGUCAACAGACCUACUAUCUGCUGGAUCCACGCCAAGUUGGACCGAACGAUGGCAUGGGACCACCACCAGAUGCUAUGAUGGCACCGCGUUUCAAUGUGCCGCCACCACCACAUGCGUUGCCACCACACGCCAUAGCCGGUGGUCAUAUGUUACCGCAGCACCCACCACCACAUUUGCGUUUGAUGGAUCCGGCAUAUGUGCGUCGCAGCGGCCCGUAUGCCGCACCGCCACCACAACCUCAGAUGCACGGACUUCCUGCUGCCGGCACAGCUAUGCGUCCACGUUAUGGUGCACCAGCACAACGCACAUACAUGCCAAAAUAUAAUCAACAACACCGUUACCCGCUAAUGGCGCCACCACCUAUGCCCGGUGGUCCACAUAACGGUAUGCUGCCACCGCCACCUUUGUCACACCCGCAGCACCCACACCAUGGCGGCAUGCCACAUCGUUAUGGCAUGCCUGCUGCUUUGACCAAGGUGACACUAGUCGUGGGAAAGCAGAAAUUUGUAGGGUUGGGUCGUACAUUGCAGCAAGCCAAGCACGAUGCCGCGGCGCGUGCUUUGCAAGUGCUCAAAGCGCAAGCCGCCACACAGCUCAAUGAAGAGCUCAACAACAGUAUGGAGGAGAGUGACAACAAAUCACCGAUCUCACUGGUUUAUGAGAUUGGCAUACAACGCAGCCUAACGGUACACUUUAAGGUGUUGCGCGAGGAGGGUCCAGCGCACAUGAAGAAAUUCGUAACAGCUUGCGUAGUGGGCACCAUAGUAACAGAAGGUGAGGGUAACGGCAAGAAGAUAUCAAAGAAACGCGCUGCGGAGAAGAUGCUGGCGGAGCUAAGGAAACUACCACCAUUAACGCCCACCAAGUCACCCAUAAAGCGUAUCAAAGUGAAAACGCCCAGCAAAGCAGCAGGCGGCGCGGACUCCAUUUCGGGCGGUGGUGGCAAAUCGGGUGGCAGCAUGGGUGAGCGACGAAAACGUGGCAGUAGUUCGAUCAAGGAGAAGAAUGAUGCUGAUACCGAGACUGAGAACCCCAUCACGCGGCUCAUACAAUUGCAGCAAAAUCGCAAAGAAAAAGAGCCGAUUUUCGAGUUGAUAGCGAAGAACGGCAAUGAGAACUCGCGUAGACGCGAAUUCAUUAUCGAGGUGACGGCACACGGCAUGGUAGCACGUGGCACCGGCAACAGCAAGAAGCUGGCCAAACGCAAUGCAGCACAAAAUCUGCUCUUGGCCAUGGGCGAAAAAGACACCGCGGCUGCUGAACUGAAGUCAAACACGGAAUCGGUAGUAACAACAAGCGUCCCGGCUAGUAACGAGCAAACCAAUACAGUAUUGCAGCCAAAUGUAGAAGCAGCUGCAGCGCCAGCAAUCACCGCAGCGCCAGCUGUUGCCGUUGAAGUGCACAAUGAUGUKCCACUUGUAACCACCACGGCUGGGCAAGUGCCAGGCAUACUAAUACUGCGUCACAACAAGAAACAUUCAACAAAGAAAAAAGAAAGCAUGAUUAGUACUACAACACGUCUACCGGUGGUUGAGGAAAUAGAAAACAAGCAGGAGGAAUCGGUAAUCUCUACAACGCAAACGGCWCCUGCCGCGGUACAAAACAAAGCAAGCAGCACUGACAAUCAGCCAMCUGCUGUUGCAAAUGCUAAACCCAUUGUUGAAGCUACCGCCACACCGACUGUGGCGGAAUCGACAAAUACCGCUAGCACUGUUGCGCCAACCAGCAGCAGCGCGUCGAAGCCGAAACCGACAGGUGUGCACACGAAAGAUCAGUUGCUGUAUCUGGCAAAAUUGCUGGGUUUUGAGGUGAACUUUUCCGAUUUUCCCAAGGGAAAUCACAGCGAAUUCCUAACGAUCGUAACGCUUUCUUCCAAUCCACCGCAAAUCUGUCACGGCAUGGGCACUAGCGCUGAGGAAUCUCAAAAUGAUGCGGCGAAAAAUGCAUUAAAACUACUUAGUAAAUUAGGCUUGAAUAAUGCGGCRAAUUGAACAAAAAAAUUACAAUACAAAAAUUGUAAUCUGGCAAAAUAUUAUAUUUUCUAAAGAAAAUGAAAUUCAAAUUGUAUUUGGCGCCACAAAAUUUAUAAAAAAUAUGGAAUGUCGUUAAAAGGACAACAAACGUAAAUAUCAAUAUUAUUUGAAACAAAAAAAAAAA